Molecule: messenger RNA, 1956 nt
Organism: Astyanax mexicanus (Mexican tetra)
Lineage: Eukaryota; Metazoa; Chordata; Actinopteri; Characiformes; Acestrorhamphidae
Gene: il17a/f1
Product: interleukin 17a/f1
Exons: 3
Coding region: 277-720 (147 amino acids)
Biological process (GO): inflammatory response
Cellular component (GO): extracellular region
Molecular function (GO): cytokine activity
Source: RefSeq, a predicted model, not a curated record
ACUGGAAUUAGCAUGCGAGCAAAACCGCGGUGGCCACAGUGUAGCUGAAGAUGUGCUGAUCAGCUGAUUCUGCAGACUCAUCAAUAUGACGACACGUCCCCUCAGCCCCUUUGAUCAAUAGAUCAAAGAAAAUGUCAGAGGAAAUACACGCCCCCUCCAGCAGUAUAUAACACACUUUACACAGGUAUAUAACACACUCAUUCACACCAGAACAGCAGAGCAGAACCACAGACAGACAGAACCACAGACAGACAGACAGACAGAAGCUGCGAAACCAUGAGGUCCGCUAUGAAGUUCGCUUUGAUGAUGGCGGUGUGUGUGGUGGCUCUGGCCGGAUUAAGGGUGCAGGGAGCGUCUCUGAAGAAGAACAGCGGUCCUCAUAAAGAACCCUCACACUGUCUGGUCCUGGAUCAGCAGAUAAAGGGCUCUGCCGCCUCCAUCCGACCAAUCAACAAUGACUCCAUCUCUCCCUGGGAGUACACUUACACUGAGGAUCCUGAUCUGUACCCGUCGGUGAUCAGCAGUGCUCGGUGUCUGCUGACCGGCUGUCUGAACGUGAGCGGGGACGAGGUUCUGGACGUGGAGUCCAAACCCAUCGAGAGGCAGAUCCUGGUUCUGAGACGAGUCAAAACCAGCAAAACGGACUUCCACUUUAAACUGGAGUAUAAAACCAUCACAGUGGGCUGCACCUGCGUCCGGCCCCACGUCCAGAACAUCUGAAUCUGAGAGGUGGAACCAACAGAACCAACAGAACCAACGGAACCGGCAGAACCUGAUCUAACCCAGCUGCUCCUACACCUGCUGAUCCUCACUGAUCCUCACUGAUCUUCACCAGGACUGAUAUUUAUUCCCAUCAUCCAGAACCUUCAACAGGAGAGUGUUAUUUAUUAAUAUUACUGUUUAUUAUGGAUUAGGUAGCUAAAUAAUAUUUUAUAAGAUUUUUUAUGAUGUUAUUUAUUAAGUUUUAAUUGUUUUAAUGCUUGUAAAUUAAGUAAUUUAAUCUUAUACAUUAAAGAAGUGUUGGCAUACUAAUUGUGGGUGAUGUGUUUUGUGAAUUAAACUGACUGACAGGGCCGCCGCUCUGCAUACGCAGACAACGCAGCCAGCGUUAGGCCUCAACCAUUUUGCAGUUGCAGGGAGCCAAAUUGACUGAGAAUGAAAUGUGUUGAAAUUAUGACAUUAUUAAAUUUAAAACCCAAUGUGAAUUAUUUAUGAUACGCUCAUCUUUUUUGUCUUUAAACAUUGCAUGGGGCACCUACUCUACUACUUAAAAGCGGCACGUUAUUAUUUUUGUGCAUAAUAUAAUGCCCCCACCCCUAUUGCCUGAAAUGGCACGGCUCGGUUUGCUCUGUUGGUUGUUGCCAGAUGUGACAUUUUCCAGUCAAAUAAAUAAUCAAAAAAUGCAUGGAGGCGCUAAAUCUUGCGCAUGUUUAACCAUUUUUAAAGUGUAUGUGGCCAUUCUAUACAAAAACUUGUCCAGUGCAAUAUUUGUGUAAGUUAAAAACUUAAAAUAAAAUAAACAAAUAGGAUGAAAAAUCGUAACUUAUCUGGCAACCUUAGUCCUAACUAAAGUAGCAACGCUACUUGAGUUUGGCAGGAGACAAGUUCACCGCGCGAAGUUGCUACUAAAUGGUAAUUCAACUAUGAAGCGACGGUUUGAGUCUGGAGCUGAGAAGAAGAAAAAGAAGCAGAAAGAUGAGGCCCAUGCAUCCCUUUCUGGUGAGUAACUUCGAUGAUAAAGGUUUAAAUAGUUUUGAUUACUUCAUGUUCAGUGGUGUUGCCUGAGCUAGUUACGUUGGCUUUGCUGAUUUGGUAGCUUUAAACGCUUAACUAGAAACUAAUCUGGGUAUUGCAAGGCACGUGGCACGUUUGCAAAUAGUAGUAGUGUAGUUUGAAGAUUUUUAGUGACUUUAAUAAAAAAUUAAUAAACAGAGUAGCCUACCUAUUGACUAAUGC